Molecule: messenger RNA, 3061 nt
Organism: Harpegnathos saltator (Jerdon's jumping ant)
Lineage: Eukaryota; Metazoa; Arthropoda; Insecta; Hymenoptera; Formicidae
Gene: INTS7
Product: Integrator complex subunit 7
Exons: 14
Coding region: 179-3061 (960 amino acids)
Biological process (GO): snRNA 3'-end processing
Cellular component (GO): integrator complex
Source: RefSeq, a predicted model, not a curated record
AAGAAUCGCAAUAAUUAUCGAGUUAUUAAUGAUAGAAAGCUGACAAAUGAGCGCGCGCCGAGAGAUAGAUGAUCGGAGGGGCGCGGAUUUACAUUUACUGUUUGACUCGACGACUCCUGGCAGAUAGUGUAUAUUUAACAAUUUAUAUAUCGUAUAUGAAAUUUGCAUUGUGAAAAAUAUGAUUGGAAUGAGAAUGAAUGCCUUUAAUGAUACUGGCCUCGGAGAACCUGAACAGGAUGCAAAUACAGCACUUAUAGAGCUCGAUAAAGGUUUACGUUCUGCAAAAACUGGGGAACAAUGUGAAGCUAUUGUACGUUUCCCUAGAUUAUUUGAAAAAUAUCCUUUUCCAAUAUUGAUAAACUCUUCUCUGUUGAAAUUGGCAGAAGUAUUUCGCACAGGGAGUAAUUUCCUAAGAGUAUGGGUUUUAAGUGUAUGUCAGCAGAGCGAAAAGCAUCUGGAUAAGAUUUUAAAUGUAGAUGAGUUUGUUAGACGUAUCUACAGUGUUAUACACUCAAAUGAUCCAGUUGCCAGAGCUCUAACACUACGUACAUUGGGUAGUGUAGCUGGUAUUAUCCCUGAAAGACAACAGGUACAUCAUAGCAUAAGAAGAUCCUUGGAUUCCCAUGAUUCUGUUGAGGUGGAAGCUGCCAUAUAUGCUGCUCAGAUGUUUGCAGCGCAAUCCAAAUUAUUUGCUGUAUCCAUGUGCAGUAAAAUUUCUGACAUGAUCAGAGGGCAGGCUACACCUGCAUCUAUGAAAUUGCAGCUCAUACCUAUUUUGCAGUAUAUGCAUCAUGAUAAUUUUACAGCAUCAAUGGUGAAUGAAUUAUGUAUGGAAUUACUUGCAAGCUAUCCAGCAGCUGACUUUGUUAAAACCACCUUAAGUGCGUUAAGUACACUAGCUUCCGCGACGCUGAUAGAUGUUCCACAACAAGUUGCAUUAUUAUUACGCUAUUUGCAAGAUGACCCAAGGCUAUCAGUCAAACGUCAUGCUUUACAUCUUUUACAUAGCUUAGCGAGAAGAGGAGCACAUCUUUGGCCACAAGGUGCUCUCAACAAUCUAAUAGAGAGUACCACGACGCUGUUGCAAGAUGGUACCAGAAAUACAGAUCUUCUCAUCCGUACUUUAGACGUAAUUGAGGUACUUAGCCAGAAUGUUGUAACAUGUGAUGCAAAUAUGGACGAGAAUAGUCCUUUAUUGCAAUUAUGUGUAAAUGCUUGUUACUCACCCGAUCUAUUUGUCGCAGUAAAAGCAAUUACUAUACUUACACGGAUUGCUUGUUACUGUUAUGAAGAGGAUUUGCCUGUUUAUGGCGUACAAGAUGUGACUUCUUGCCUCGAGUCUCUACUUGUAUCACUGGUUUUGGAUGACAAGCAUUUACGUCAGUUGAAGGCAUGCUUACGUUCGAUAGUGAAGCUAUGUCAGUCACAGCCUAGCCACUGCGCCGUGUUCGUAGAUGCUAUCGCUUCUGCUCUUGUCAACGCCAGCGCAGAAAAUGGCCAGAACGAGAAGCAAAUGGUUGUCCUGUGUGAAGCCUUAGGCGCCAUUGGUAGUUUAGGACAAAAUGUGCUGUUUUCACUUCUACCUGAUAUUUUGAUAAAACUUAAACAGAUCUCGCACGUUCAUACUAAAGUAAUGUUGUGUACAUUACUAUUUCAAAUGGUGGCUGAGGGAUACGAAUGGAAUUCUGAUUGCCUAGAGACAGUCAGGAACGUCGUAAAAAGCGUAGACGGUUGGGCUAAGUAUCGAAUAGCACGUAGCGCUGCGAGAUAUGGCCAUCAUGCGAUCGCCACUGAAAUAUUCAAAAAUUUGAAGGAAGCUGUAGCGUCAGAACAACUGCAUUUUUGGCUAUCUGGCUUAGAAUUAGUUACAAAAGCAGAAUGCUCCCUCACGGAAAAGAUAGAAGAUCAAGAGACCAGCAAAGUGCAGAUUGUGGAAAAAUUGAACAGAGCAAUAGCACGUUAUGCGAGCGCUUGCGCGUCUCUCAAAGCUGCCAGCACUCCGUUACGCAGUUUACAAUUUGCAAGUGAAUAUUCCAAAUUACGUUGCGAAUUUUUGCAAUCCAUAGUACAGUUGUUACACUCGUGCAUAUCUUUGUGCACUGCGCCACCACCUGCUAUAGCUGUUACGGUUGUCGACGCGACUAAGGACGAGCUUCAAAGAUACGGACGUGUUACGCAUCAGUUAAGAAAAUCUGCGCAGGAUUUGAAAGCUUGCGCAGAAAAUUACCAAAAGUUAUACCAGUCAGCUUUCGACGCCGACCCGGGAUCGUUGGCGAACAUUCGAGCAUUGCAAGAAAUAUGUCGAUUAAUGGCGACUAGCGUGGAACGAGUUUGCGGCGGACCUGAUGUGUCGGCCAUGUAUCUUCAGGACGGACAGGAAAUUAAUUCUCAUUUCGGCAAAACUGUGGAGAUGCGACAAUUGGGUCGAUGUUGCGAUGAGUUACGUCGUUUAGCGCCAUCCUUUAUGACGACUGAGGGUAAAGUCGGCGCAGUUAGUCAUCUGCGAAUUAAUCGUUUAAUAUUGCAAACGACUCUGCUAGCCGACGGGACGAUGCGGUUACCGAUGCCGCGUUACUUCUUCCAAGCUCUACAAGCCACUAGUGUGAAACUGUCAGUGUCGCCUCAACCACGUGUUCUUGGCGAACCUGUUUCCGUUCCACAGGGUAGUCAGUUAGCGCUCAAGGUCGAAGGGGUAUUGCGACAUGGUCGUCGAGCGUCUCUUUUCCGUUCCGUCGCUGCAGUGUGCAUCUCCAUUUCGACUACGCCACCCUCGAAGAUAAAUGUCGACCAGAAGGAUUCCAAUAUGAACGAACUGCAGCAAACGGUAAUACCUCAUCGCGACUUCUUUGCUUGUGAGUUUCUACUUUCUCUGGGAUGCCCUGGAUCUAUGGCUGCAACAUACCCGGUCUGUUCGGGAAAUACUGGCAGUAGCGGUGGUCAGUAUCAAAUUACAGCGAGUGCGAGUAUACUUGAUAAGGACGGCAAUGUGUGGAAAUGCGGUCCGCGUUCUACUCUUCCAGUUAGAGUGCAUGAAGAACCUGCGAAGAGAAAGUUGCCUUAA